AACAUCAUUUAUUUUAUUGAAUUGUUCUUUUUUAAGGUUUUUUAGUUUCUUUAAACAACGAAAAAUGAAGAAAAUAAGGCAACGAAUCAGCCGUGUAUUGGGUGGUAAUAAUAUUGUUGUUGAGCAACAACAAGAAAGAAAUAUAACCCCAACAAUAUCAGAAAUUGGAAUAAAUAAUAAUUUUAGUCUUCGUUCUAAUAGAGAUACAGAAACGAAUAAAAUGAAAUCAAAGUAUCGUUGGAGCCUGUCAGAUUCCCUUUCGCAGUUGGGUGAGAGAAUUGCGGAAAUGACUGUUGAAGAGGAAGGACCUAGUAAUCGAGUACAGCCUUGUCAACAACAAAAUUGUGUUAGAGAAGAGGGGAAUAAUAAAACCCAGUUAAAUAAUUCCUCAUCAAAUACAAUAGAAGAAAAACAUCCACAAAUUACUUUACGUUCAAAAAAGCGUCAACAACAGCAACACCCUCAACCCUCCCAACAACAACAAAAUUCUUCCUCCUCCUCUUCCUCUUCUAGAACAAAAAGUUGGCAUGCCCCCCGUUGGUUUGGAAGUUUCUCAACUUCCUCCAUAACAACAAUAAAUGGAAGGCUUGGAUCUGACGGUGAAAGUGCUGCUGAAGUGUCUCCAAGUUCUUCUGGAGAAACAACAAAUUCUUCUUCAACAUCCCCACAUUCUAGAAUUACGGCUAUUUAUGUGCCUAAUGUUAAAUUGAGGAAGAAAAAAGGAGGAAAUAAUAAUGGCCCAAUGGCUACAGCUAAUAAUAAUAAUUCUGCUGCUGAUAAAGGAGGGGAAGGGAGAAGAUUGGAGGCAGAAAUCCAAAAACGUCUUUCACUACCCGCCUAUAUAAACAUCCCUCAAUGUGUUGUAGAAAAUUUGAGUAGAAUCCCAGCAGUCGAAAACCCAAUAAGCAGAAAAUGUCGCCGAGCAUCCCUCAACGAAAUUGGUUUUGGGAGAGCCGAAACCUACAAAAAAAUUUUUGAUUUGGGGGAAGGAACUUACGCAACCGUUUAUUUGGGGCAAAGUUUAUUAACUGGGAGAAGUGUGGCAAUGAAAGAAAUUCGGUUAGAACAUGAAGAGGGGGCGCCGUGUACAGCGAUUAGAGAAGUUAGUUUGCUCAGAAAUUUGAAGCAUGCUAAUAUUGUUACAUUGCAUGAUGUCGUACAUACAGACAGUGUUUUAACACUCGUUUUUGAAUUUGUUGAGCAAGAUUUACGAGAAUAUAUGGAAGAACUCGAAACUUUAAUGUCCAUAAGAAACGUCCAACUUUUUGCCUUUCAAUUACUCAGAGGGCUCUCCUAUUGCCAUUCUAGAAGAAUUUUACAUAGAGAUUUAAAACCUCAAAAUUUACUUGUGACUAAAGGAGGAGAACUUAAAUUGGCUGAUUUUGGGUUGGCUAGAGCACAAUCUAUACCUACUAAAAGUUACUCGAGUGAAGUUGUUACUCUGUGGUAUAGACCUCCAGAUGUCUUACUUGGUUCAACAGAAUAUACAACACAUAUAGAUAUGUGGGCUGUUGGUUGUAUAAUUUAUGAAAUGUUGACAAACCUCCCUUUAUUCCCUGGAAGUUCCCCAACAGAGCAAUUAAAAUUAAUUUUUCAAAAAUUGGGAACUCCAAAUUCAGAAACACACCCAGAAUUGAGAGAAUUGCCCGGAUUCAAAAAAUGCAGAAAUUUUCGGCAGCAUUCCCCAAAAUGUUUAAUUUGCCUUCCAAGAUUGGAUACAAUUACUGUUGAUUUAUUAUUGAAAUUGUUAAAGUACGAUGGAAAUAAAAGAAUUGGAGCAGUUAAAGCAAUGAGACACCCAUUCUUUCAAGACUUUCCUGAACAAUUGUUUAGGCUUUCAGACAAAGUAAGCGUAAGACACUUGUUUUAUUAA
Messenger RNA from Meloidogyne enterolobii, 1873 nucleotides. The record is from the annotation of a GenBank genome assembly. Lineage: Eukaryota; Metazoa; Nematoda; Chromadorea; Rhabditida; Meloidogynidae.